CGCGGCGCUAGCGCCUAGGUUUGGCCCUGAAGCCGCUCGCUCCCCGGUCUAGGCGGCCGCUCCCGCGGGCGUCGAGGGCGUGGCGGUGAGGCUCCCUGCACAGACGCUGCCCCGACUGCCGUCCGGGGUGUCUCUCCAGGCCCGGCUUUUCGUGGCGCCCCGUCCUCUCCCUUGGCUUCCUGCUUGUCUUCCUGCAGCAGCCGAGCGCACAGUAGAUUCCUGGUAGACAUCUUAGGACUUUAAAAACGGAAAAGACCUGCUUUUAGGGGAUAAUGCUGAGGGACACUAUGAAAUCCUGGAAUGACAGCCAGUCAGAUCUCUGUAGCAGCGACCAAGAAGAGGAAGAAGAGAUGAUUUUUGGUGAAAAUGAAGAUGAUUUGGAAGAGAUGAUGGAUUUCAGCGAUCUGCCCACCUCACUUUUUGCUUGCAGUGUCCAUGAAGCAGUGUUCGAGAUGCAAGAGCAGAAGGAGAGAUUCGAAGCACUUUUCACCAUCUAUGAUGACCAGGUUACAUUUCAGUUGUUUAAAAGCUUUAGAAGAGUCAGAAUAAAUUUCAGCAAACCUGAAGCCGCAGCAAGAGCACGAAUAGAACUCCACGAAACGGACUUCAAUGGCAAGAAGCUGAAGCUGUAUUUUGCACAGGUCCAGACCUCCAGUGAAACACGGGACAAAUCGUACCUCCUGCCGCCCCAGCCGGCCAAGCAGUUCCUCAUCUCCCCUCCAGCGUCUCCGCCGGUGGGGUGGAAGCAGGGCGAAGACGCAAUGCCUCUCAUAAACUAUGAUUUACUCUGUGCUGUGUCCAAAUUGGGACCAGGAGAGAAAUACGAACUUCAUGCAGGAACUGAGUCGACACCCAGCGUCGUGGUCCACGUCUGCGAAAGCGAAACUGAAGAGGAAGAAGAAACAAAAAACCCCAAACAGAAAAUCACCCAGACGAGGCGCCCUGAGCCUCCAACCACAGCCCUGAGCGAGCCCCAGGCCUUCGACUGCACGCUGUGAGGCCUCUGUUUAGGGCGCAAGGCAGCGGCCGUUGCAGCGUGGCAGCCACGGGGCUCACGGCCCUCCUGCCGGCGCAUCGCUGCUAAUGGUGUAGGUGAGGUGAGCAGGGCGUGACACGCAGUGCUGUCCCCAAGCCUGCACUGUGGACGUGGCAGUCUGGAGUAGAGGCUGAUUUUACCUGUUGAGAGUUUCAACUGAUAUUCUGAACAGCACUUCAAAGCAUUAACCCCCAACAUGCAGCAUCUCUUGAGCAUUUUUAAACAGUAGCAAAUUAGGAAAACGGCCCCCUCCAGGAAUGUUCCUCUCCCUGAUUCCAUGUAGCAUGGGGUACCCAAAAGCUCAAAUUAUUGUCCCUGAGUGCAGUACCAUUUUUAUGAAUUUAAAAGUAGUCUUACAAUUUUAAUGAUCUAGUGUGGUUAUUUUUGUACUGGUAUAAUAACUUCUAACUAAAUCUCUUGAUCAAAGAUUGUCAUUCAGUGUACCUAAAAUUUUUUGCAUGAAAAGAAAUGAAGCAUAGGGUAAUUCAUAGAAAAUCAUUUUUCUCUCAUAUUUUUUUUUAACUUCGGAGAAGAAAUGCCAAAUUCACUUUGACUGUCAGAAUCAAAUGGCACAAAUCUAUGUGCACAUCGUUCUCCUGCUUGGAAUUCAAGGAAAGCGGUGCACGCACCACUGUCCUCAGGCACCCUCCGUCCUUCCCAGAGAAAGAGCUGCUACUUUGGAAGGGGGACGUAAUCGCCAGUGAGCCUGACUGACUAGGAGUCAGGUGGCUCCUGCAGGCUGCCACUGCGGCCGUGUCCUAGCCCACAGCAUACCAAACUGUCUUCAGCCGCCUGUGAAGUUUUUCUAUGCUAUACAUAUUUGUGUGUGUCAUUUAUAGACUUUAAAUUAGAAAAGGUAAUGAUAAGAUCUGAAGACCAUUUUAAAGGUGCCCAUGUAAACAUUCUGCAGCUUGAAAGGACGGUCACGCCUACUCCAUUUCUGUGAAUUAGGGAAAGAUAGGGGGAGAUCAUUUUGGUAUUCAGACUUUCUUUUUUUGGUGAAUUGUUUUACCCUGACUUACAGUAAGCAUUUACCCUAAAACAGAAUUAUUUCUCACUUACGUUUCAGAGCUGAUAGUUGAACCUCCUAACGUAAGAAGCAAGCAUCUUUGUAAUUCUUUGGGAUCCAUGCAGACUUCAAAGUCCUUUUUAUAGAAAAGUCUCAUAGCUAAAUGCUUUGCUUUUGGUCAGCGGCUCUGCUGAUUCUCCGCUCACACUGUUGUUGUCUACGUGUGGCUCCUGGAAUGUAUGUGCGGGGGUUGCACAUCUAAGUUUGGGCUAAUACACCAAUGUGGCUGCCCCUGCAAAGAGAGAAGAAUGCAGACAGUGCAGGCCAUGAUGUCUCUACAUUUUUGGUGACAUGUUUUUGUGGUUUAGAUGUUAUUAUGGUAGAAUUUGAUUCUGAGGACUUAAGUUAUAUUGCAAAAAAAAAAAGUUUUGUAUGUUUUCCUUGCCCUGUAAUACUUUGAGGUGAUAAACUCUUCUAUUUGUAUAUAUCUACCACAGCUUAGCCUCAAUGUAAAUUCAGUUCAGAUUUGCAAUUCCGUAGCAAUUUAUUAAAUUCAGGUCACCAGUUGGCAAUUUAAAUCAUGGCCACUAAAUUCAGCUUUAUGCCAGUUUUUAAUCUUACCUGAUUACACUAACUUAUCAUUGCAGAAUGGACUCUGUAAGCCAAGAAAUGUAUGUAUUAUCACCAGGUGGGGAUUUUAAAAUUUCCUUUUAGGUAAUACUUAUUCAUUGUAAUUUUCUAAGUGACCAAAACCUAUGCUUUAUAAUUUUGCUUGGCUUUCACUCUCUACCUUCCAGUUAAAGAAUAUUGUAUCCUUAACAUGUAAAACAUUUUAAAAAGUCAAGCAUUGCAAAUUACCCAAGUUUUUUGUUCCC
This is a messenger RNA of Pteronotus mesoamericanus, 2920 nucleotides long. RefSeq names its product RCAN family member 3 (gene RCAN3). Gene Ontology annotation, biological process: calcium-mediated signaling. The record is from RefSeq and is a predicted model, not a curated record. Gene Ontology annotation, cellular component: cytoplasm; nucleus. Gene Ontology annotation, molecular function: calcium-dependent protein serine/threonine phosphatase regulator activity; nucleic acid binding. The transcript is spliced from 5 exons. Lineage: Eukaryota; Metazoa; Chordata; Mammalia; Chiroptera; Mormoopidae. The coding region runs from base 273 to 998 and encodes 241 amino acids.